Molecule: messenger RNA, 1980 nt
Organism: Enhydra lutris kenyoni (northern sea otter)
Lineage: Eukaryota; Metazoa; Chordata; Mammalia; Carnivora; Mustelidae
Product: ankyrin repeat domain 54
Exons: 8
Coding region: 64-963 (299 amino acids)
Biological process (GO): regulation of protein kinase activity; regulation of intracellular signal transduction
Cellular component (GO): nucleus; cytoplasm
Molecular function (GO): protein kinase regulator activity; protein binding
Source: RefSeq, a predicted model, not a curated record
AAGCGGGUCGUUGGUCGGUCGGGAACGAGGCUCCGGCGGCCAGACCCGCGCAGAGCCGUUGCCAUGGCAGCCGCCGCCGGGGGCGCGGACGAGGAGCCGCGCUCGGGCCGCUCGAGUUCGGAGGGCGAGUGCGCCGUGGCGCCGGAGCCUCUGACAGGUCCCGAGGGCCUCUUUUCCUUCGCGGACUUCGGGUCCGCGCUGGGCGGCGGCGCGGACCUCCCGGGCCGGGCGUCCGGCGGGGCCCAGUCCCCGCUGCGCUACCUCCAUGUCCUGUGGCAGCAGGACGCGGAGCCCCGCGAUGAACUGCGUUGUAAGAUCCCCGCCGGCCGGCUGAGGCGCGCCGCCAGGCCCCACCGCCGGCUCGGGCCCACCGGCAAGGAGGUGCACGCUCUGAAGAGGCUGAGGGACUCGGCCAACGCCAAUGAUGUGGAAACAGUGCAGCAGCUUCUGGAAGAUGGCGCUGAUCCCUGUGCAGCUGACGACAAGGGCCGCACAGCUCUGCAUUUUGCCUCCUGCAAUGGCAAUGACCAGAUCGUGCAGCUGCUCCUGGACCAUGGGGCUGAUCCCAACCAGCGAGACGGGCUGGGGAACACGCCGCUACACCUGGCGGCCUGCACCAACCACGUCCCUGUCAUCACUACCCUGCUACGAGGAGGGGCCCGUGUGGAUGCCUUGGACCGAGCUGGCCGCACGCCCCUGCACCUGGCCAAGUCAAAGCUGAACAUCCUUCAGGAAGGCCACUCCCAGUGCCUGGAGGCCGUGCGGCUGGAGGUAAAGCAGAUCAUCCAGAUGCUGAGGGAGUACCUGGAGCGCCUGGGGCGGCACGAGCAGCGCGAACGGCUGGACGACCUCUGCACCCGCCUCCAGAUGACGAGCACCAAAGAGCAGGUGGAUGAAGUGACCGACCUCCUGGCCAGCUUCACAUCCCUCAGCUUGCAAAUGCAGAACAUGGAGAAGAGGUAGCUAGAGAGGCUCCCCGCCGUCCCGCUCAGCUGCUGCCUGCCCCUGCCCGCACCGCUCUCUCAGUACCAAGAAAAAGCCCAACGCCUGGGACUUUGGAGCUGCACUUCUGUGGUGAGGCCCUCGCGCCCAGAUGCUCCGGGCCACAGAUGCUCUCGCCGACCGCAGAGCCACUCCCAGCCACGGCCUCUACCAUCUCCGUGGGCCGGGACCACAGCCCCCAGCUUCUUCCUCUGCUCCCACAGCACUGCAGCCGCUCAGGGCCGGCCCACGUGCACCGGCCCAGCCAGCCCCACCUGUCUCGCGGCCUCCCCGGCCCCCUCAGCCAGCCCCAGACCCUUCUCUACGUCCCUUUCCCGGCCAGGGGCUUGUUGUGGCCAGCAGCGUGUGGGCUGAAGGCGGGCAUCCUCGGGGGCAUCUUGGCUGGCCCCGCGCCCCUCCCCAGCACUUAGACUGAGGCUUGUCACCUGCCUUUCGAGGAGACGUCGCAGUGAGUUUCUCCGGGCGGAACGGAGGGUUGCUGAAGCCAAGACCUCAGAAACACAGGGUUAGGAAGGACCCUGCGGAACCCAACGCAGAAAAGGCCCAGACUCUUUUGCCCAGUCGUUAAAAUACCGGGAGGGAGGGCGAGGCAGGCCAUUCUGAAGCCUAGUUGUAGGCUGAAUAGUACCCCCCCCGCCACCCCCUGCCGCAGAUGUCCCUGUUCUUACCCCAGGAACCUGUGAACAUUAUUGGGCAAAAGGGACUUUGCAGGUGUAAUUACAUAAAUGAUCUGUGGACCAGGAGACUCUCUGGAUUACCCCGGGGGCUUCACGUAGUCACAGGCAUCCUGAUGGGAGGAAAGCAGGAGGUGAGAGCUGAGGACCCCAGGCACCCACAGAAGCUAGAAGAGGCAAGGAAAGGGAGGCUCCCUUCAGAGCUUCCUGAGGGAACCAGCCCGGCUGACACUUUGACUUUAGCCCAGUGAGACUGAUCUUAGAAUUCUGACCGCCAGAACUGUAAGAGAAUAAAUAUGUGUCG